AUGCUUCUGAAGACGCGGCGAUUGCGACCUCACUCAGAGACGCUGGCUGCAUCGAAUGGGCGAAUUGUAGGGGUGCAAAUCUCACCUCACGUUGGUCUGCUGUUGGCGGUCAGACUCAAACAUCGUACGUCCCGGGGGGGUGUUGACCCCAACGGCAAAUGGCUGGGCCAUAGCACGCCUGGUGGCUCUUCGUCGGGUUCCGCUGUCGGCACCGCAGCAGGAUUCUCUGCCUUUAGCCUCGGCAGUGACUCGGACGGGUCAAUCGUGCUGCCGGCAAUUCGUGCUGCUUUGUACAGCAUGAAGGGUUCCGUGGGGGCUAUCGACAUGAAGGGAAGCUUGUCUGGGGGCAUGGGUUUCGACAGCGCUGGACCGUUGGCCAAGUCUGUUCAGGAUUGCGCCGACGUCAUGAACAUGCUUCUUUCAGGAAGGGAUUUCCGCUCACACUUGACCAAAUCGUGGGAGGGAAUUCGCGUUGCAUAUCUGGAUUACAAGGCUUGGCAAUUUGCGGAUCGGAUAUGCGAUCAAACGCGAGCUUUUGAUGAUGAACAUGAAAUCGCCAUGAUUAGCGCCUUGAAAACAGCUGAAGGCCAAGGUGCAAAGGUUUGUUACAACGCAAAGUUGUUGAUGCCGGACAAGAUUAUGGAAAAGUACGGCACAACCGUGAGCUACCGUUUGGGUUCAAACGCUUUCUUGCUCUAUUAUAACAAUACCGGGCCCCGUCCACUCCAGGAUUUGGUCGAUUUCAAUAAGAAACAUGCUGAGCUGGAAUUUCCAUAUAAUCAGCCCAGCCAAAGCUCAUUUGAGAGCGCGCUGGAAGACAACAUGAGUGACGGCGAGUACGGCAGCGGCCUUCGGCACCUUCGCCAGAGCUUCCGCGACGUCACAAGAGACCAACGCGUAGGCCAAGGACGCUUACCUGAUUUUGCUCUCUCUAUGCCCUAUAAAUAUUACAAGACAGUGACGUCUCAGCUCCGUGGUUCCUCCAGUCUGGCCAUCUAG
Metarhizium robertsii ARSEF 23 is the source of this 999-nucleotide messenger RNA. Its product is annotated as transposase. The record is from RefSeq and is a predicted model, not a curated record. Bases 1 to 999 code for a protein of 332 amino acids. Lineage: Eukaryota; Fungi; Ascomycota; Sordariomycetes; Hypocreales; Clavicipitaceae. The transcript has 7 exons.